AUGUCGCGGACUGCUGCCGUUCCGCCGCCGGGAUCCUCGGCGGACGAGCCUUCCGCGGUUCCGACACUCCGUGUGAUGCGCCUCCAGAGUCCGGCACUGCACAAUCCCGCGGCGGGUUCGCUCGACAACCAAGCUGCGUUGCACAACUCUCUCUGUCUACCCGAAUCGUUGGGAGUGUACGUGGGAGAAACCUUCACGGCAUAUUUGGGCGUGUUGAACACCUCGACACGCCAGUCUAUUCGGCGUUUGACGGUCCUGGCACAGUUGCAGACGCCUUCCAACCGAUGGCAACUCCCGUCUCUAUUAGAAAAAGGGGUCGACGUCAAUCCCGCCAACGGGGUGGACGCCAUUGUCGCACACGCUAUUGAGGAGCCCGGACAACACAUUUUGCGCGUGGAAGUGGGCUACCGCACGAACGAUGGAGGGCUGCAAACCUUUCGCAAAUUCUACCGCUUUCAGGUAGUCAAUCCCUUGACGAUCCAGCAAACGACGACCCGCAUGGGUGACAGUCAAUGUCUCGUUUCUCUAUCGGUAACAUACAACAAGACUGCGGACGCGACCGGGCCUCUGGUGAUUGCCAACGCCGCGUUUCGGCCGGUGGACGGUUUGGUCGCGCGACUUCUGGAUGGACACGUCUCGGAGUCAACCCCCGACGCCAAAAUGUCCGCCUUGCAGCUCCUGGAUAAGUCUGGUCUCCUCCAACCGGGAUCAAUUGUACGGUACCUGUUCCAGAUUGAAGCCACUUCGAGAGAAGCCGUGCUGAAAGGAAUCGCCGCCGGCGAUUUACUUGGCCAGGCCGUCCUGACCUGGCGCAAGGCCAUGGGUGAAACGGGUCAAAUCUACUCCGCCAGCAUUUACUGUCCACCAGUCCAACCCGAUCAGGAACAUUUUGUAACGCACCGAUCGGGUCUUUCCGUAGACGUGGCGGCGGCUGCCGCCCAGCGCGCGCAGAGUACGCCGAGCGCCGUCGACCAGACUUUAUUGACCAACCGAUUUCCGGUCACGGUCGAACCGAUCGAUCCGCCUCGUCGAAUGCUACCAAACGUACCCACACGUGUCCAAUUUCUUGUCGUCAAUCACUCCCAACAGGCCAUGACCUUACAGUUGCAAAUGCGAGUAGCCGAUAUGCAGCAAGGUUUGGUAGCUUGCGGUACCACCUUUACCAACUUGGGUGUGGUCCAACCCGACGGGGGAUCCAAAGUCGCCACGACUCGCCUGGUAGCCCUGGAGACUGGAUUGUGGCGAGUGCAAGGAUGCGUCGUCGUGGAUCUAGCGUCUGGCCGGGAGAUUCCGCAACCGCCACUCUUUUCCGUUAUGGUCGUAGGGGAAACGGAUCCCUCCGAUAACGACAACACCCAAAUCUGUCGGCAAUGA
Messenger RNA from Phaeodactylum tricornutum CCAP 1055/1, 1374 nucleotides. RefSeq lists its product with no specific name. The transcript has a single exon. Gene Ontology annotation, cellular component: TRAPPIII protein complex. Bases 1 to 1374 code for a protein of 457 amino acids. The record is from RefSeq and is a predicted model, not a curated record. NCBI's taxonomy places the organism in Eukaryota, Bacillariophyta, Bacillariophyceae, Surirellales, Neidiaceae.